Molecule: messenger RNA, 1680 nt
Organism: Coprinopsis cinerea okayama7#130
Lineage: Eukaryota; Fungi; Basidiomycota; Agaricomycetes; Agaricales; Psathyrellaceae
Exons: 3
Coding region: 1-1680 (559 amino acids)
Molecular function (GO): protein binding
Source: RefSeq, a predicted model, not a curated record
AUGGCGCGCGUCAGGAAGCCCGUGGCUCCCAAGGGGGAUGUUCAGGCUGAAGAGACCUGUCACCAAAAGGUUCCCGAUCUUCCAGUCGAGCUAUGGCUUCAGAUCGCCGAAUUUUUGAAGCCGGAGGAUAAAGUGAGGCUUUUGGGAGUGAAUCGACUGUUCUUCGAACUGGCUAUGGACCAAUUGUAUCGAAAUUUGAGCCUAGUCUCCUCCGACAUAGGCGUAUUCAUCGAAGCGAUGAACACCUUAAAGAACCCGACCGUGGCGCGGCGCGUUCGUACUGUGACUAUCUGGCCCAAUUCUAUGCUUGCAGCAAUCAAUAGCGACAAGAACCAAUUCGAGAGACUUCACCGGCGCGCUGCACAAGUUGCGCAGAGGGUCGAAUCAGAGGGCUUUCUCUCCCGGAUGAAACGGAAAGUCAUCAAAAACGACGUUCAACCUCCGGUCUCAACUUCCAACACUUUCCUACCCCGUUUAGAGAGGAAGAAGCUCUUUAUCGAAGGGAUGGCCCGUCUUUCCAAUGUGGAAGAAGUCGCAGUGUAUUUGGGAAAAUACGCCGGCAUACCAACUCUCAUUGAUACUAAUUUCCUUUCUGAAUGCAUGCAAGCUCUAUGGGCUUCGGUUCGACAAACGGCGCGUUGCGUAUCCUUUGACAUUCCAACUUCGGCGUUUGAUUCCAUUGCGCAAGCAACGAUGGACAACCUCCCCUCUCAGCUCUUCCGACUGGAGCUCUUGUUGCGCUGUCCGACAAAGCGUUUACCCCCGGUUGCUGAACUAGCGAACCUAGCUUCGCCGGUUGCCACCUUCGUCAAGACCGCCUUCGACACCGUCGACACCCUCAAAUCGUUGAAGCUCUUCGCUGACAUACCCGGUCUCUACGAGGCCCUCCCAGUCAUUCCACAAAUGAGGUGUCUCGCCCUUGAAGACUCCGUUCUCCUUCGACGAGCUGGCGAGAACGGCUCCAAGUUGCACGAAUUCCUCGUCAAGAAUACACAGCUCGAGGACCUCACUCUCAUCAUCAGCUACUGGCCUUGUCCACCCAUCAGCCCAACGGAGGAGAGAGUCCUACCAAAUCUGAAGAAGCUAGCCAUAGCUCUCCCAGAUCGCCUUUUCAAAUGCUCCAGAUCCGCCGCAUUUCUAUCUUCGAUUUCCCAGAACGUUACAGAGUUGACGUUGAAAUCGCUCUCCUACUAUUCCGAUCUGAAGGUCCUAUUCGACAUCCUGUCCCGCGCCGACAGGGAGACCGGCACUCGCACCACUCAGCUCCGCAAGCUCGAAGUUACCCUAUCAGAGCUUAGCCCUGCUUCAAUUUCUCUCAUCGCGAAAUGGUGCCCUCACCUUGCUGAUCUCAAACUCACCAUCACCCUUUUGGUCGAGCAAGAUCAGACGGAGCAGUUUGAGCCUUCCUCGCUCAUCUACCGGCGCGUUGUCCAAAGCGCCCGCGAUCAAAGGCACUCAGGGGCUUUCCGUUCUUGGGCGCUUAAUGAUCUCACAAUCAAGCAGUGGGUGUAUGGUCAAGGCCAAACCCACAACUGGGAGGCCAUGAGUGCCAUAGCAUCUGUAACUCCGUCAAUUACAAGCUUCGUGAAUCGCGGACAUAUGCGAAAGGCCGGUUUGUCAGAUUUCGACACCAAGUUGCGGGUCAUCGACAUUGGGAAACGCUCGGAGGUUUGGACAUGA